This is a messenger RNA of Eleginops maclovinus (Patagonian blennie), 4416 nucleotides long. RefSeq names its product von Willebrand factor A domain containing 7 (gene vwa7). Bases 344 to 3493 code for a protein of 1049 amino acids. NCBI's taxonomy places the organism in Eukaryota, Metazoa, Chordata, Actinopteri, Perciformes, Eleginopidae. The transcript is spliced from 18 exons. The record is from RefSeq and is a predicted model, not a curated record.
ACCACUUCAUAUCAACCAGGCUCCCGUUAAAAAGAGCUUCUCCCAUUCGUAACUAAGGUUUUUUUUGGGAGACUUACUAAUUAUCUGGCAAGAGACAAGAGCCCAAGGACAGACACAUUUGAGGACUGGCUUAUUUUGCUGCACUGACAGAAAUGCUGUGAUACUGUUCAGUUUCCUCUGCUAGCAGGUUGCGGCUAAAGUCUACGCUGUCAUAUUCAGAUGUGGUCUUUGGCACAUUCAGGACUGUGACAUCUCAGCUAAUGCGCCAUUUUCUCAAUAAGCGAAAAAGGUUUACCAUCAUGGAGUGAGGUAGGAUGUGAAGCACUCACCCCAUCUCCAGGACAUGAUGUCACAGGACAGAGGGAAAAUUUGGGAAGGGAGUGGAAAGCAGAUGCAGUUGUUUAUUCUGGCCUACCUACUCCUCCUGGCCUUACCAUGCAUGGGCUUCCUCCCCAACUUUUGGUCCCGAGUGUUAACGUUGUCAUGGGACUCGCACACGCACCAGUACAUCACUGAGCAGGCUAUUCUCAAUGUCACCCUGGAGACCCUGAGGAGCACCGAAACACCUCAGGGGAACAAUGAAGAGGAACAGACCAGACUGGGCCGUGGCUUCUGGAGAGCUGUGGGAGAGGUGGUGAAGUCCAAUGCGGCCAUGGACUUCCUGAGCACUACCAAGUCCGACCCAGUGUACCACUUUGAUUCAGAGCGAGUUGACAGCGCCAUGGGGAUGUUAAGGCAGUGCUGGGCUCAGACUGUGCUCUCAGUACGGGCCAGGAAGUACCAGAGUGCUCGUCACAGCUUGGGACAGCUAUUUCACUCGCUGCAGUCAAAAUGUCCUAAAAACAUGAUAAAAAACGUUCUGGAUUUUGAAUUGCAUUUUGAAGAGAUUUCGCUUAGCGGAGCAUUGUCACUCAUUAUCAAUCAAAUACAGGACUUCUACAGUCACAGUAACUGGGUUGAGAUGGGCCAGCGCUCCAUUUACCUCCACCUGCUGCAGCCAGAGGAGCCUGCCGUGCCUGUGGCUAAAGAAGACACUCCUACCUGUAUGGAGUGCUUUAGUGCCACCUGUCGGGACAACCUCCAGCCAGCACUGACAAACACACAGCGAGAAACCCAGCUGCUCACCACUGGCUACUUCAGCACUUUCCCUCCAAAACCUUACGGCAAAUGCAGUCAUGGAGGUAUUAUGGACAGUAGCCGCUAUAUGGGGGCCAAAGGGGGCAUCAACAAGGAUAGCACCUCUCCUUUAUUCUCCCCCCACCAUUAUCUCCAUGUGGAAGCUGCCAAUUUGGCUAAGGAGGCAACCCUGAGUGUACUGAGAGACCUCCGAGACACUGUGGGCCCUAAAACGUUCCUCAGGCUCUUUAGUGUAAAGCAGAUCCCUGCGUUGGUGUUUGUCAUGGACACCACAGGCAGCAUGUUUGAGGAGAUCACUGCCGCUCGCUUCAGGGCUCACACCAUCAUCGAGAGCAGAGCCAGCAACCGUGGGCUGCCAGGCACCUAUGUACUUGUGCCUUUCCAUGAUCCAGAGGUAGGACCCGUGUUUGAGAGCGAUGAUCCAAACCAGUUCGUACAGCAGAUGGAGAACCUGAUGGCGCUGGGAGGAGGAGACGAACCAGAAAUGUGUCUUUCCGCCAUUCAGCUGGCCCUCACUCACAGUCCACCACUGUCAGAGAUCUUUGUAUUCACGGAUGCCUCCCCUAAAGACCCCCACCUGUUUGAUGCUGUGAAAGCUCUCACACUUGAGAAACAGAGCAAGGUGACAUUUCUUCUUACUGAAGACCCCAAGUACACAUCGGAGAGCAGAAGCAGCAGGAGGAGGAAGAGGAGGAGGAAGAAGAGGGAAGCUUUGUCUCCUGACCGUUUCUCUCUUUACUCCGCCCUGUCCUCCGUGUCAGGAGGGCUGACAAUAUUCACCACCAACUCUGACAUUCGCAGAGUCUCAGCCAUAGUGGAGGAUAACACAGCCACUGACAAGGUGACCCUCCUCCAUGUGGAAAGUGACCAAGAUUUGAUGUCCACCCAUUCCUUUAGAGUUGACAGCUCAGUAAAAAACGUCACAUUACACAUCACUGGCAUCCUGACAGAGUGUAUCCUGUCCAGUCCGUCAGACCAAAGCCAGUCUCUGCUGAGUGGGGACGGCCCUCUGGCAGCGUUGGACCACUUUGACGGUCUGUACCGCAUCGGCCUGCUCUCUCCUAUACAGCCAGGCCAGUGGAAACUCCAAGCCAAGAGCGACGGACACCUCACAUUCAAUGUGAUAGGACAAAGCAGUGUGGAUUUCCUGUAUUACUUUGCCACUGUCACCAAUGAGACACACCCAGGGUUAGAAAGAGUGGAGGGAAGUCCAGUAGCAGGUGUUCCUGCCUUUCUGGUGCUGGCUGUGACGGGCCUGCCUCUAGACGAGGAAGCCUCUUUUAGUCAUGUGACGCUGCUGGGAGCUGAUGGGGAGACCCUUCAGCAGGUGAAGCUUAACUCCUCCUCCUCCUCUUCAUCAUCCUACUCUGUGGAGGAGCUGGUGGGAUGGGUGAACUCCGUUCCCAGAGCUCCCUUCUGUGUGCGACUAACAGGCCGAGACAGCAGAGGAAACAAGCUGGAAAGAGUUUCCACAGAGAUGGUUCAGCCCACUCACGUUCAGAUGCAGGUGUUGUCCAUCCCCCGCCUGGUACCUGGUCACAGCACCAUGGUGGACUUUGACAUCCUGAACCAUGGCCCGGCCCGACUCUUCAAUCUGACGGCUGAUGACGACUGUGGAUAUCUUCAUAAGAGAGGACCACACACGAUCCAUGUUGCGGAACAAGGGUCUUUCCGUGGUCAGGUGGACAUCCUCACUCCUGCCACGGCUCAGGCAGGAGCUACCGUCACCCUCACACUCACUGUGCGCGCUCUUCACUCUCCAGACGCAAAUUACGCAGUGGCCUAUUUGACAGUGAUCCCUCCGGAUCCCGACAUGUCCCCUCCCUCCUGCUCCGUGGCAAGAGUAGAGUCCACCUGUCCUUCCAUUUGCACUGAGUCCAGCUGGAGUGUAUCUCUGGUGGUGUCAGACAGGGGGCGAUCCGGCCUCGCCGCCCUCCAGCUGCAGAAGGGUGAAGGCAUUCUGACUUUGUUCCACAGCCCCCAACCCACAGAGGAGAGCCUGGAAGAGGCCCAGCACAAGGCACACAGGGACACAACAACCAGCGAAGGCCACCCUCAUCAUCACCACCACCACCACAAAGCCAGAUUAGAGAAAGGAGACCCCCCUCUGAAUGUUACUGAGUGGGUACCAGGAUCGUCUCAGCUUCUGUUGGCGUGGUACGCAUCCAGCUGCUGCUCCCCUAAAGCUGAGCUGCUGGUGUGGGACACAGCUGGAAACAUGAAGCGCUGCCGUCUAACAUCUGGCCAGCAGACACAACUGAGAGACAGGAGUAUAGAAAGCAGCGGAGCUGGACGGAUUACACUCACAAACGUCUAUGUCCUGAUGUCGGGUCUGCUGUGGUCUACUCUGCUCUAGAUCGAUGGAAUUACAGAUGUUUUGCGGGUCAAACUAAUCUGUGUGUUGAUCAAUGGAAAUGAGAAAUAAAAAGAGGAGAUAUAAAAGGACAGAGGUAAAACUGAAAAAACUUGAUACAAAGUUGAUGAUAAUGUGAUUGCUACUGUACUUUGUGAAGAAGUUGCACUGAAUAAAGAAAGAGUCAUUUUAUAUUUGCUGUCACAAACACUAGUUAUUUGCAGUUACAAUAUCUGAUAUCAUGGAAAAAUGUAAUAACCAUUAAGUGAGUCAUUAAGACUUUACUUUUCCAGCAUGGAAAUGAUACAAUUCUAUAAAGCAACAUUGCAAAUUGUCAUAAAUAGAGAUACAGAAAUUGUUUGUGUAGAGGUCUGUCACACAUAUCCAUUUAAUGAGGCCUAACAUCAUUCUCACUGAAAUGUUAAACCAAUUUUGUAUCUAUUUAUUUUGUUAUUCUAUACAUUUCCUCAUUAUACCAAUUUAUAUUCAAUGUACUGUUAUGCUCUUACCUGCUGCUCCAUGUCAUAGACCGGAAAAACGAUACAAGAUGCAUUGGAGUAUUUUAUUAAUUUGACUUGACCCCGGCAAUAUCAUUAAUUGAGUCGGAUAAUUGUGAUUUUUUUGAGACACAGCAUUUACAGAUGUCUUAACAAGGGGUUUAAAUGUUUUACAGUAGCUGCUGUUCGAGUUCACACCUAAUGUACAAUGCAAAAAAAGCCAAGAAAUCUGAAAACAUGGGAUAAAUAAAAAUGAUUGUAUAUCGGAGUUGUGCAAUUUGAAUUUCAAUGACACGUUCAGAGAUUGAAAUUCAUUCUCAGCCUUGAGAGAAUUCACAUUGCCCCUGAGAACUGAUUAACCUCUGAGACAGUUGCUCAUUACAUGAAACAGUUUCUGCUGUGAAUAUAUAAGGCAGAGAAGACCUGGAC